This is a messenger RNA of Exophiala xenobiotica, 1365 nucleotides long. RefSeq lists its product as uncharacterized. The record is from RefSeq and is a predicted model, not a curated record. Gene Ontology annotation, biological process: amino sugar metabolic process; peptidoglycan turnover. The coding region runs from base 1 to 1365 and encodes 454 amino acids. Gene Ontology annotation, molecular function: phosphotransferase activity, alcohol group as acceptor; ATP binding. NCBI's taxonomy places the organism in Eukaryota, Fungi, Ascomycota, Eurotiomycetes, Chaetothyriales, Herpotrichiellaceae. The transcript has a single exon.
AUGGCUCCUUCCGCGGUCAACGGCGACAGCCAAACCAAUGGCUACAGCAAUGGAGUUCCCUCAGGUUCCGGUCUCGACAUCACAGUUCUGGGCAUGAACUCUGGCACGUCCAUGGAUGGUAUCGAUUGUGCGUUGUGCCGAUUCCGACAAGAAACUCCAGAUUCGCCGAUGCACUUUGAACUGCUCAAGUACGACGAAGUGCCUCUCGAGCAAACCAUCAAGAAGCGAGUCAUGAACAUGAUCAAGCACAACUCAACGACUCCCGAAGAACUCAGUAUCGUCAACGUGCUUCUAGGCGAGACAUUCGCCGCCGCUGCCAAAGAGUUCUCCGCAAAGCACAAUGUCUCCCUCUCCAGCAUAGACGCCAUCGGCUCCCACGGACAGACGAUCUGGCUGCUAUCCAUCCCGGAAGAAGGUCAGGUCAAAUCCGCUUUGACCAUGGCUGAGGGUUCAAUCCUCGCGUCCCGGACAGGCAUCACCAGUGUCACCGACUUCCGGAUAUCGGACCAAGCCGCUGGACGACAAGGUGCCCCCCUGAUUGCCUUCUUCGACUCGCUCGUUCUCCAUCACCCAACCAAACUCCGAGCCUGCCAGAACAUCGGUGGCAUUGCAAACGUCUGCUUCAUCCCGCCGGAUGUGGAUGGAGCGCUGAACCCCAACUUUUUCGACUUCGACACCGGCCCGGGCAACGUCUUCAUCGACGCUGCGGUGCGGCACUUUACCAACGGCGAGCGCGAGUACGACAAGGACGGCGCAAUGGGAAAAGCCGGCACAGUCGACCAGGAAAUGGUCGACGAAUUCUUGAACACGCACCCGUACUUUGCCCGUGAUCCCCCCAAGACCACAGGACGAGAGGUCUUCCGCGACACCAUCGCGGACGAACUGAUCGCUCGCGGAGAGAAGAAAGGGUUGAGUCCGAACGACAUCGUCGCCACCAUCACUCGCAUCACGGCACAGGCGAUUGUCAACCACUACCACAGGUACAUGCCCACGGAGUACGGACCUCUCACCGAGAUCUACAUGUGCGGUGGCGGCGCGAAGAACCCCAACAUCACCGACUAUAUGCAACAGGCGUUCCCAGACACCAAGAUCGUCAUGCUCGAUGUCGCAGGUAUCCCCGCCGACGCCAAAGAAGCCAUCACCUUCGCCUGGCAGGGCAUGGAAGCCAUUGUGGGCAGAAGCAUUCCAGUCCCCACUCGAGUAGAGACGCAAAGAGAAUACGUGCUGGGCAAAGUCAGCCCCGGAGAGAACUACCGGAAAGUCAUGAGAAUGGGAAUGCAGUUCGGCGCAGAGCGUGACCAUCUGGCGCCCGUCAAGGAGUUGGUCAACUAUGUUGAUGGCAAGGUGUUCAACAACAAGAAGUAG